AUGGGACAAGUUGACAAUCUUUCUGUAUCUUCAAAUGAACCGAUGUUCAAAUCGGUUUUAAUUGCCAAUCGAGGUGAGAUUGCAGUACGUAUCGCUCGUACUCUUCGUAGCAUGGGCAUUCGCAGCGUCGCCAUAUAUUCCGAAGUUGAUCGCUAUUCGGCACAUGUGACUGCAGCUGAUUCUGCUGUUGCACUUAAAGGCAACACGCCUGCUGAAACCUAUCUUCGUGGUGAUUUGAUUAUUGCUACGGCAAAAUCGCAGAAUGUUGAAGCAAUUAUUCCUGGUUAUGGAUUUCUUUCCGAAAAUGUCGAUUUUGCUGUUCAAUGCGAAGCUGCUGGUAUUUGUUUCAUUGGACCCACACCAGAACAACUUCGUCAAUUCGGUCUCAAGCAUAUUGCAUAUGAGGCAGCAGCCAAUGCCGAUUUACCGCUUCUACCUCAUUCCGAAUUACUCGCUGAUGUUGAAGAGGCCAAGCUAAAAGCGCAAACUAUUGGCUACCCAGUUAUGCUGAAAAGUACAGCCGGGUCAGGUGGUAUGGCAAUGGAGCGAUGCAAUGAUGAAAAUCAUCUGGUCGAUGUGUUUUCAAAAGUAAAACGUGCAGCUGCAAAACUCUAUAGCGAUGAUGGUGUUUAUCUCGAACACUGCAUCGAUGAUGCCCGUCACAUUGAAGUGCAAAUAUUUGGUGACGGACAUGGUCAUGUGAUAGCACUUAAUGAACGGGACUGUUCUUUGCAACGUCGUCAUCAGAAGAUCGUUGAGGAAACACCACCACCUAAUCUAUCCGAUAAUGUACGUGCUCGUCUUCGAGAUGCGGCUAUUCGACUAGGCACGUCGGUAAAAUAUCGUUCAGCAGGCACCGUUGAAUUCGUUUACGAUCGUACAUGUAAUGAAUUCUACUUUCUUGAAGUGAACUGUCGCUUACAGGUGGAACAUCCAGUAACCGAGGCGACACAUGGCAUCGAUCUUAUCGAGUGGAUGGUUAGUUUAGCCGCUGAAGAACCGCCACGUGCUCUCUAUAGUCCACCGACGCCAGAAGGAGUAGCCAUUGAAGUGCGAAUUUGUAGUGAAGAUCCUUUACGUAACUUCCAUCCAUCAUCUGGCACACUUAGCCAGUAUCAACCAAAUGCUGUAGAAGUGUUAACAGCAGGAACCUACACAACUAUCCAAGACUAUCCCGGUCGUGUUGGUCAUUGGGACGCGGGUGUGCCACCAUCAGGUCCCAUGGAUGACUAUGCUUUUCGUUUGGCUAAUCGUUUAGUCGGCAACGCCGAGAAUGCCGCAGGACUUGAAUGUACACUUGUAGGACCAUCAUUGCGCUUUCACAUCUCUACCAUCAUUGCUAUUACCGGCGCAACAAUGAACGCAGUGUUAGAUGGCACAUCCGUCGACUCGUGGAAACCAAUACCUGUGCAAGCUGGUCAAAUAUUAAAACUAGAGCGGUCUACAUCCGGCUGCCGCACGUAUAUCGCUGUUCGAGGCGGCUUCGAUGUACCCAUCUACCUCGACAGUCGCUCGACAUUUGUUCUCGGAAAAUUCGGUGGCUACGCAGGACGGAUACUAAAAUCCGGUGAUAUGCUUUUUAUUGAUAAAUGUAUUAGUGACUCAAUACCAUCUAGCAUAUCAGAUGCUCUCAUUCCUCAUUAUCCAGCAGAAGACGAGGAAUGGCAGGUGGGUGUGUUGUAUGGACCACAUGGUGCACCCGAUUUUUUUAUGUCUGACUAUAUUGAUCAAUUUUUUGCUACUAUUUGGCAAGUACAUCAUAACUCGAAUCGUCUCGGCGUGCGUUUGUUAGGACCCAAGCCAACUUGGUCUCGAUCGAAUGGUGGUGAAGCAGGUCUGCAUCCUUCUAACAUUCAUGACUGUGAAUAUGCUGUGGGUAGUAUUAACUUUACUGGCGAUACACCCAUCAUUCUUACUCAAGACGGACCGAGUUUAGGCGGCUUUGUUUGUCCAGUGACGAUUGCCAAAGCAGAACUUUGGAAAAUUGGUCAAAUGAAGCCUAAUGAUCGAAUUCGUUUUUUCCCGAUUACUUUUGACCAAGCAUUGACAAUGGAACAUGAUCAAGACAAAUCGUUGGCAACAUUGACAUCGUCCACUACUUAUAUUCCAUUAUCACUAUUAUCAUCAUCUGCAUCCACAACAUUCGAAUGUAUACUUGCUCAACUACCAGAAACAGCUACACGACCAACAGUCGUCUAUCGACAAGCAGGUGAUCAUUACAUUCUCAUUGAAUAUGGUGCCAUGCAGCUUGAUCUACGUUAUCGAUUUCGUGUCCAUCUACUGAUGGAAGAAUUACGUGAUCAUCAUCCAGUUAAUGGUAUACUAGAGUUAGCACCUGGUGUUCGUUCACUUCAAAUCCGAUACGACAGUCGAGUGAUUCAUCAACAGCAACUCAUAGUCGCAUUGCUUGCUGCUGAAGAUCGUUUGCCCACUGAAGAGAGUGAUAUAUGCGUCAAGAGUCGCAUUGUCUAUUUGCCACUUGCUAUUGAAGACUCAGCUACACUCGAUGCUGUGAAGCGUUAUCGAGAGACGGUGAAAGAAUCGGCACCCUGGCUGCCUAAUAAUGUCGACUUCAUCCAGCGUAUUAAUGGACUCCCUUCAAGAGAUGAUGUACGACGGAUUGUGUUCGACGCUUCGUAUCUGGUACUCGGUCUCGGUGACGUUUACCUUGGAGCACCCUGUGCAGUACCGAUCGAUCCACGUCAUCGACUACUUACUUCCAAAUAUAAUCCAGCGCGCACAUUUACUGCUGAAGGUACCGUAGGCAUCGGUGGAGUUUACAUGUGUAUUUACGGUAUGGAUUCACCAGGUGGUUAUCAAUUGAUUGGCCGUACAUUGCCUAUCUGGAACACAUUUGUCAAUAAUACAGCUUUUGAAGAUGGUCAUCCGUGGCUCCUUCGUUUCUUUGACCAAGUUCGUUUCUAUCCUGUUGAAGAGAAGGAACUUUCCAUCCAGCGUGAUGCAUUUCGUCAAGGACGUUUGAGCGUGCGUAUCGUUCAAGACAAUGUAUUCAAUUUAGGUGAAUACAACGCCUUCCUCAAACGUGAAUCGGAAAGUAUUGCCAAUUUUACUGCAAAGCAAGCAGCUGCCUUCGCCGAAGAAGUGUCACACUGGCAACUCGAUGAUUCUCGCGACAGAAAAUACACUGUAACGAACGGUCAUGACAUCGCAGAGACUCAGCAAGUCAUUGAUGGACAAGUAAACGUGAUUGCUGAUAUUUGUGGUAGUGUAUGGAAAAUACUGGUGGAAGAAGAGGGGAUGGUGGAAAUGAACGCACCCGUUAUCACACUCGAAGCGAUGAAAAUGGAACUUACUGUUCGUUCUCCAAUUGCUGGUCGCGUGUGUUCGGUGUUGUGCCAUACUGGUCAGUUGGUGGCUGCUGGAGAUGUUCUUUUACGAAUUGAACCUGUUGAACAAUGA
Molecule: messenger RNA, 3420 nt
Organism: Rotaria sordida
Lineage: Eukaryota; Metazoa; Rotifera; Eurotatoria; Philodinida; Philodinidae
Source: the annotation of a GenBank genome assembly